Molecule: messenger RNA, 4158 nt
Organism: Galendromus occidentalis (western predatory mite)
Lineage: Eukaryota; Metazoa; Arthropoda; Arachnida; Mesostigmata; Phytoseiidae
Exons: 1
Coding region: 1-4158 (1385 amino acids)
Biological process (GO): telomere maintenance; DNA repair
Molecular function (GO): DNA helicase activity
Source: RefSeq, a predicted model, not a curated record
AUGUGGAAUGAAGAGCACUGCCUGGACAUAGCACCGGGACAGAAUAGUCGGGCAGAGAGUCUCCUUUAUGAUACUUAUGCUGAGGAAUUAUCUUUCCCAGCAAUAUAUCUCGGCUGUCCUCGCAUCAUUAAAACUGGGGUGGAUAGGUCUCGCGCAACGGCAUGCUCGAUGUGUAUGUCUGAGAUUAGGAGGAAAGAUCGACGCGGAGUAACUCCACAACAUGUGCUAUACAUGGCUAUGAAGAUAUUGCGGUUCCGAGUUCGGGAUGGUAUUCAAAACAUGUAUAGAUGUUUGCGAAGCACCGUGAACAUUACCAGGAGCAUGAUCGAGAAUCGCGAAUUCGUGGAACGUUUGAUCGACACCAAUCAAGCAUUCCUCAAAUCAAUCCCAAAUUCAGUGCAGUACUGGGCCUGUAGGAAAAAGGAUUUGUUCGCAAUGAUCCGUCAACUCGGGAAACCAACAGCUUUCAUGACUUUGAGUGCAAACGAAACGCAUUGGCCGCAUCUACUGCGCGUUUUGAACCGUCUAUCAGAUGAUUCCGAAUCACUUGGUGGCGAUCUUGGAGUAGAUGAGAUCCUCGGAAAGCUUGAUCGCUACGAACGGGCGCGGUUGGUUGCCGAGGAUCCUGUGGUUUGUUCGAUUUACUUCCACAAAUUGGUGCUUGUGAUAAUGUCCAUGCUAACCUCCAACAAGUCCCACAAUCCGUUCGGCAGAUACCGUGUUGUCGACUUCUUCUUGCGCAUAGAAUUCCAGCACCGAGGUAGCCCUCACGCGCACAUAAUACUUUGGCUAGACAAUGAUCCCGCCGAAGAAAUCGGCGAAGAUAUGCCUCGGACGGCGCAAGCUUUGACCGACUUAUGUAGCGUUGAUGAGAAAGAUCUGAGAUGCACUGAAAUGAUUCGCAACCAGACUCACUCGCACACUUUCACAUGCACGAAGAGGGGCGAGCAGCACUGUCGAUUCAAUAUCCCUUAUUGGCCAAUGGAUCGCACCAGAGUUCUCAUACCGCUCAAAAAAGAUGAUCAACGACGUAAACUGUUGAAACCAAAAGUAUCUGAUGCUCGGAAGAAGCUUGAAACGAAAGCCUACGAUUCAAUUGAAGCUUACUUGAAUGACAUUGACUGUGAUUAUGAAGCUUAUCUCAAUCUCAUCAGGUCUAAUUUGCAGCGGCCGUCAGUCAUCUUCAAAAGAAACAUGAAUCAAAUUUUCAUAAAUACAUUCCAUCCAUGGAUUGCUUCCGUCUUGAAUUCAAACAUGGACUUGCAAUUCAUCCUCGAUCCUUACAGCUCUGCGGCGUAUGUCGUCGACUAUGUCAAUAAAUCGAAUCGAGGUAUAAGCAACCUACAUCGGGAAAUGCUCAAAAUACAUGAAGACAAUCCCGAAUACGAUCAAGCUGCAUUGAUGAGUAAGGUCGGGUUGAAAGUUCUGAAUAGCGUAGAAAUGUCCUCACAGGAAGCAGCCUGGUAUCUCUUACGUCAACCUAUGAGCUGGGCAUCUCGUUCCACAGUUUCCAUUCCCACAAUGCCACAACAUGAAAGGUACAAGUCGCGUAAACGAAAAUCGGUCAUGGAUUCGGAAAAUCUAGCUGAGGACAGCACGAAUAUAUGGACUAAGAACAUUAUAGAGAAAUAUGAAGAGCGUCCCAAAGUAUUGGAGUCGAUCACUUUAGCCCAAUUCGUCGCCUGGUAUGAACCUAAGUCCCAACCGAGAUUCAACGAGGACCCGGACGCCGAGGAUUACGAUGAUCCCGAAGAUGGUCCGGACAGACAAACUGAGCGCGGAUACAGACGUCGAGAUAAAUGUAAAAUCAUACGCUAUAGAAAUUAUGAAAGAGAUGACCAACUGAAUUAUAAACGGGAGAUGGUCACCUUACACAUUCCGUUCCGUAACGAGCUCUUAGAAAUCAUCGAUCGAAACAAGUUCAUAGAAAUUUUCAAUUCCAACGAGUUGAUGAUCGUAGAGAGACGAAAGGAAUUCGAAGCUCAUUUAGACAUCGACUCAGUACUGCAAGAGAUUGAAGCUAUGUGUUCGAGCACAGAAGAAGUAGUUGAGGGUAUCGAGUCUGAAUCUGAUGACGCGGUCCCGACACUCAUAGACAAUCCCAAUGAUGAUGAUUUGCAAGCCCAUGCGAACCCAUCAAACAUAAGUGCGGUCAGAGCUCGGAGCAAUGUCAUGAGCAAGGAGGAAUACUGUGCAUUGAUACGUAAGUCGAACGCCGAACAACGUGAAUUAAUUUUGGAAGUCAUACAUCGAUUGCACCAAACUGACCGGGAGCCCAUCCAAAUAUUCCUCACAGGACCGGCGGGCUGCGGAAAAACAUUCACACUCAAAGCACUGAUGGAAACAUACAAUCGAUACUCACAACAGCAUAACACCCAGAACAAUGCCUAUAUCGCGACGGCGACUACAGGAAAAGCUGCGGUCAGUAUAAACGGAGUCACAGUUCACGCGGCGUUUCGUCUGACACUUUCUCGACAAACAACACAUCUCUCCCCAGAUUUGAUACAAACGUACCGCCAUUGCCUGAGAAACGUUAAAUGUGUGAUUAUUGAUGAAAUCAGUAUGUGUGGAUCUCAUACAUUUAAUUCCGUCAACUCUCGAUUGCAAGCCAUGACAGGCGAAUACGAUAAGAACUUUGGUGGCUUGGACUUGCUUGCGUGUGGCGACUUGAAACAAUUACCCCCAGUCAAUGCAUCCCCGGUCUAUUGCGCAACUCGAAACACACUCGGUGGUCAAGCGAUACUUUGGCAGUCCUUGGAUUACUUCCCCUUGGUGCAAGUUGUUCGUCAGAAAGAAAGUCAUUUCUCGACCUUACUAACCAAAAUAGGAAGCGGAGAAAACCUGACGAUGGAGGAGCAAAACGUGAUUCAAUCAAGAUUCCGAACUCAUCAAUGGUGCGAAGAGAAUCUUCCAAACGGCGUCAUACGUUUAUAUUACAACAAUGCCGACGUGGAAGCAUACAAUAUGAAAACUAUCCCGAUCACAGAAAACUCAGAGCAGUCCAUCGCCGCCGACACAUAUAGUGGUUACCGCACAGAAACUGAGAGGCGGGAUGCAAUAUCAAGAGUACAUAAACUGAAUUCCAAGGAUACGGGGAACCUGCCCUACACAAUCACCUUAACCGAAAGUUAUCCAUACAUGCUAACAGUGAAUGUAGAUGUUGAGGACGGACUAGUCAAUGGAGCUAUCGGGAAAUUACGUCGAAUUGAGCACUAUCCAAGCGGCCGAGAUGGGACGCAAUCUAUUCGAGUCUGGCUGGAAUUUGAAACAGAAUAUGUCGGUCGACACUUACGAAAGAAAUGCAGACCGCAUGUUCACUGUAAGCCCGGGUUCUUAGACGAGCGCUGGGUACCAAUAGAUUUGCGUUCAGUCAAUAUAAACAUAACCCCAAAAAUCAAAUGCAGGCGACUGCAACUACCACUAGCGCCAGCCUGUGCUCUCACAAUACAUAAAUCACAAGGUGGAACCUUUGAUCAGAUCGUUUACGAGUACAACAAACAACAUAGGCAGCAACUCGUCUAUGUCGCCCUGAGCAGAGUCACAAGCUUGGAAGGACUGUUCCUUACCAACGCUAAGGACGAAUUUAUCUUCCAUCAUGCGAAAUGCGCGAUUAAUCCAUCAGUCAAAGAAGUCCAGAAUGAGUACAACAGAUUAGCAUCACAUCACCUACCCACGAUCACGAGAUCAAUAAUUGAAUUCCUGAAACCGGCCGACAAUCGUAGAUCACUUCUGCUCAUAAAUAUCAAUGCUCAGAGCUUGGCAGCCCACGCGGAAGACAUUUCGACGGACGUCGUUCUUCAACGGGCCGACCUGAUUGUUGCCACUGAGACAUGGAAUCACCCAUCAUCGACAACAGUGAAAAUCGAUGGAUUCAAUCUCGAACAAGAAUCACGAUGUGAUAAUAGAGCUGGGGGCGUCGCGAUAUACAAACGAAAUGAUUCAAGAAUGAGCAUUGAACCACUGCUGUCUCAUCCGGGAAGUUCCAUGGGAUUGGAAGGACACGCUUCAUCAGAGCAUGUUAAAUUCCGUUGUAAUAUUGCUGGGAAUCUCCUAAAUAUCAGUCUAUCAUGGCUCUUAUCCGACGCGGUGUCGUCCGCUACGAAUACUCUCCCUCGGCGAUGCCGAAUCGCUCUCAUUCUCAAUAAAAGUCAGUUGUGA